AGAGGCAAGAAAUCUUUCACCUGCACUCAGUCUGGAAAUAGUUUGAAAACCAAAUGUAUUCUUAAGUUUAACAUGAGAGUUCACACUGGAGAGAAACCGUACAUAUGUGAUCAGUGCGGGAAGAGCUUCUCACAGAAAGGACACCUUGAAUGGCACAUGAGGAUUCACACUGGAGAGAAGCCAUUCAAAUGCCAUGAAUGUGGAAAGAGAUUUUUUUGUAAAUCCCAUCUUGAACGUCACGUGAGAGUUCAUACUGGAGAGAAGCCGUUCACAUGUGAUCAGUGCGGGAAGAGUUUCCCAAAUAAACAAAAUCUGGAGCUUCACAUGAGGAUCCACACCGGAGAGAAGCUGUUCAUGUGCAAUCAGUGUGAAAAGAGAUUCUCAAACAAACAAUGUCUUGAGUUUCACGUGAGAGUUCAUACUGGAGAGAAGCCAUUCGCAUGUGAUCAGUGCGGGAAGAGCUUCACACAGGAAGCACAUCUUUGGGGGCACAUGAGGAUCCACACUGGAGAGAAACCGUACACCUGUGAUCAGUGUGGAAAGAGUUUCACGCAAUCAGCACAUCUUAAAGGACACAUGAAAAUCCACUCGGGAGAAAAGCCAUAUGCAUGUGAACAGUGCGAAAAGAGAUUCAGUCAGUAUUCAAAUCUGAAAACACAUGAGAGGAUCCACACUGGAGAGAAACUAUAUAUGUGUUCACACUGUGAUAUGAGAUUCAGUCGGUCAACAAGUUGCAAACAACACGAGAGGAUCCACAGCAGGGAGAAGCUGCACACGUGUGAUCAGUGCGGAAACAGUUUCGCUUUUAAAAGUCACCUGAAGACACACAUUAAGAUCCAUGCAGUGGAGAAACCAGAUCACUGCAGUCUGAAAUCACG
This is a messenger RNA of Sinocyclocheilus rhinocerous, 878 nucleotides long. RefSeq names its product gastrula zinc finger protein XlCGF8.2DB-like. The transcript has 2 exons. Gene Ontology annotation, biological process: regulation of gene expression. The annotation marks the transcript as partial. The record is from RefSeq and is a predicted model, not a curated record. Gene Ontology annotation, cellular component: nucleus. Lineage: Eukaryota; Metazoa; Chordata; Actinopteri; Cypriniformes; Cyprinidae.